Messenger RNA from Auanema sp. JU1783, 1086 nucleotides. The record is from the annotation of a GenBank genome assembly. NCBI's taxonomy places the organism in Eukaryota, Metazoa, Nematoda, Chromadorea, Rhabditida, Rhabditidae.
AUGGAUCUCGCAGAAGCUUUUAAGAAAUAUGUGAUGAAACUGGAAACCACAUAUGAUGUGGAUACGACUGAUAGAUUCAAAUAUACUUAUACAACAUGGAUAUUAACAUUCUCUGCAUUUGCUGCUUUAGCUUAUGGUGUAUUUGACAAACCAAUGUCAUGUUGGGUUCCUCAACAAUUUCAUGGUUCUUGGAAACAGUAUGUUGAGAAUUAUUGUUAUGUGGAAGGAACUUAUUUUGUUCCAAUGAAUCUGACAAACUUACCUCAUGUUGAUCAGAGGAUGGAAACAAAACUAAAUUAUUACCAGUGGGUACCUUUCAUUCUCUUAACGUUUGCUGUCGUUACCUAUUUGCCCCGACUUCUUUGGAAGCAAAUCCAGUCUUUUCAAGAUGUUAGAAUCUCCACCAUAACUGCCGCCUCGCGUAAGGAUGCCAAAAGCCACUUAUACACAGGUUCCACCUACGAACUAUGUGAUCAGAAUAGAGCAGAUGAAGUUCUGAAUUUGUUCCACAGGUGGAAAGCUGGAAAUUUGUUGACAGCAACUUUAUUAAUCACCAAGUUUGUCUCGAUAAUAGUCAUUAUGGGUCAGACUGUCGCAUUGGACUGGUUUUUAUCAGGAAAAAUUUUCAACUUUUACGGAAUCAGACUCUUUUACGAUAUUCUAGAUGGGAGAGAUUGGCGUACGAGCGGAGUGUUUCCUAGAACGACAUUCUGUGAUGUGCAAGUACGUGAAAUGGCAGCCGUCCAAACAUGGACUGUUCAAUGUGUGUUGAAGGCUAACAUGUAUUACGAGAAGCUAUUUCUUCUCAUUUGGCUAUGGUACUUCAGCCUGACCAUUGUCUCAUUGAUAAACUUUGUCAAAUGGAUAUACUGGUCUCUACCAUACAAUCAAGUAUAUUUCUUACGAGACGUAAUUAAAAUUUUCGACGAAGAUGCCCCAUUGGCAAAAGUUCAAAAGCUGUACCGUCGUUUACAGAGCGAUGGUACAACAGUUGCAAGACUGGUCAAAGAGAAUUCAAAUUUAUAUAAUACAGCCAAGUUCUUGAAGCCGAUAUGGGAUGCAAUGGAAGAUUUCAAAAAUGAUUAA